AUGCGGAGCCUGCUCUGUGGCCCGCCUGCAGAACAGAGCCCCGGUGGGUGCCGAGGGAAGCGGGGCAGGAGCAGCGGGGGAAGCACCGCUCUGCCCCGCACCACGGGGAGCUUCCAGACGGGUCCGUGUUCAGAGAAGGGCAGCGAAGCUGGUGCGGUGCUGGAGCACAGACCUUACGAGAAGCGGCUGAGGGAGCCGGGCUUCGGCGCGCAGCCCGCGGCCACGGCCGCCCCCGCCGCCUUCUCGCUGGGGGGGAAUGCGCCCAAGCUAAACUUGGGAGGCAGCAGCACAGCCCCAGCUACGGGCAUUACAGGAGGCUUUGGGUUUGGCUCUGCCCCAGCUAGUGCACCCUCGAGUCAAGCAGCAGCCCCGUCCGGCUUCAUAUUCGCCACCGCCGGGGCAGCCGCGCAGCCAGCGGCCGCCUUCAGCCUCGGCGCGCAGAGCACGGGUCUAAACUUUGGAUCAUUGACUUCAACAACAGCUACAAGUGCACCCCCAGGAACACUGACCACUGGUAUGAGCCAGGCACCCACGCUGUCAUUUGGAGCCAAACUUGGAGCAACGUCCACAGCUUCUACAACUGCUACUACCACCACAACUUCCCUUCUUGGUUCAUCUGGGCCUACAUUGUUUGCAUCUAUAGCAAGUUCCUCAGCACCAACCUCAUCCACCACCACAAGCCUCUCACUUGGUGCCCCUUCCACUAGUACAGGCACUCUUGGAACUCUUGGAUUUGGAUUGAAAGUUCCUGGAACGACAGCUGCAGCAACAAGCACCGUGACUAGCUCUUCUGCUCCUAGUGUAAGUUUUGCUUUGAAUCUUAAGCCAUUAACUACCACUGGAACCAUUGGAGCUGUGACUUCUACAGCUACUGUAACCACAGCAACAACCAGUGCACCUCCAGUGAUGACGUAUGCCCAGCUGGAGAGCUUGAUAAACAAGUGGAGUCUGGAACUUGAAGAUCAAGAGAAGCACUUCCUUCAUCAAGCUACUCAAGUUAAUGCCUGGGAUCGGACAUUGAUAGAGAAUGGAGAGAAGAUUACAUCAUUACACAGAGAAGUAGAGAAAGUGAAACUUGAUCAGAAGAGGCUGGAUCAGGAACUAGACUUUAUUUUGUCACAACAGAAAGAGCUGGAAGACUUGUUGACCCCUCUGGAGGAGUCUGUGAAGGAACAGAGUGGGACUAUUUACUUGCAGCAUGCAGAUGAAGAAAGGGAAAGAACAUAUAAACUGGCCGAAAACAUAGAUGCUCAGUUAAAGCGUAUGGCACAAGAUCUUAAGGACAUAAUCGAGCACCUGAAUACAUCAGGAGGCCCAGCAGACACUAGUGACCCACUUCAGCAGAUCUGUAAAAUUUUGAAUGCGCAUAUGGAUUCUUUGCAGUGGAUUGACCAGAAUUCAGCCCUGUUGCAGAGAAAGGUAGAAGAGGUGACAAAGGUUUGUGAGAGCCGCCGCAAGGAGCAAGAGCGCAGUUUUAGGAUCACAUUUGAUUGAAAGACUCACUGGUGUUA
Molecule: messenger RNA, 1511 nt
Organism: Tinamus guttatus (white-throated tinamou)
Lineage: Eukaryota; Metazoa; Chordata; Aves; Tinamiformes; Tinamidae
Gene: NUP62CL
Product: nucleoporin 62 C-terminal like
Biological process (GO): RNA export from nucleus; protein import into nucleus
Cellular component (GO): nuclear pore central transport channel; nuclear pore
Molecular function (GO): phospholipid binding; structural constituent of nuclear pore
Source: RefSeq, a predicted model, not a curated record